Messenger RNA from Neurospora hispaniola, 2593 nucleotides. Its product is annotated as galactose oxidase. NCBI's taxonomy places the organism in Eukaryota, Fungi, Ascomycota, Sordariomycetes, Sordariales, Sordariaceae. The transcript has a single exon. Bases 345 to 2153 code for a protein of 602 amino acids. Gene Ontology annotation, molecular function: protein binding. The record is from RefSeq and is a predicted model, not a curated record.
CGGGCAUCACAGUAACAACCCCCGAACCACCUCCUCACUGCCCUGCUUGGCUGUCUCUUGUCAACCAACCUAACAUAAACUUCCCGUCUUUUCUCCCCGUCUACCGUUACAACCAAAAGUCCCUUCGCUCCCGGUACCUGAUCGCCAGCUACGCCCCGAUCUCGCUCGCCUUAUCGACGAAUUGAGCUUGUGCUGCAGAGCAUUGGCCAAACGCUACCGACACGCUAGGUACCGACACGGACAUAGGGGACACCGAACACACGACAUCGCGGUUUCGUCCGGUCUCCUCAUCCGCCGAGAACUCGCUCAAUUGUUGCGCCGCGACAUGCGCAUAUAAAUCCACGAUGGCUGACCAGGCCAGAACAGCAGGAGCAGGAGCAGGGCGGGAUAGGCCGCCUCCGCCCAUACCGCAGCCGCCAUUGAACACCGCUAAUGUGCUGCCUUCCCGCAAGAUCGCACCCACCAACACUACUCCCACCGAGGGCAGGGGGCCCGCCUUUGAUGAUGAGGAGCUUCAUGCUCGAGCCCCUCCCGUCCCCCGCUCCCAGGCACAUACUCCCGGCCAGCUAUCGACCCGGACGCAAAUCCAAGACCGUCAGCGCAGACCCUCUGAGGUAUCCAAGGCCUCAGAACUGUCUAUUCGCCAGCGCUCGCUUUCAACCGCUGUAAAUGUAGUAGGGAACGCAGCUUCGUCCUUGACUAUCUCCCAGCCUAUCUUUUCGCACGCCGCCCCUCCGCACAAAGCAGCUACGCCGACGCCCUCUUCGACGAGCUACAGGCAGCCGAGCACUACCCUACCCGACAAUCGAGAUAGCACACAUUCUUCCACGAUAACCAUAGGCACUGCGGCUACAAGAGAACGCAAGGACUCGUCUGCCGGCAGCGGUAGGGAGGCCUCAUCCAGGCGUCCGGCCGGCAUGCGGUCCACAUCCGCCAUCGCGAGUGGCCGUCCUGGUACCUCCUCGGCUGUUGCUCGUGCGAGCGGCACGCGCGGCGCUCGACCCGGUGCCCAAAUGAUACACCACGCUCCGUUCCCGCCACUGGUAGAUCCCCGAACCGCCCCGGACGUGCCCCCGGCGCCAUCAUCCGGCAUGUACUGGAGCAAGGCGCCUAUCUCAGGGGCAUCACAUACGGCGCUGCGCGCGCAUACCACAACGCUCAUCGGGUCCAACGUCUACGUCUUCGGCGGGUGCGACUCACGGACGUGCUUCAACUCGCUGUAUGUGCUGGACGCCGACGCCUUCUACUGGUCAGCUCCCCAGGUGGUGGGCGACAUCCCAGUGCCGCUGCGCGCCAUGACGUGCACCGCCGUGGGCAAGAAGCUGAUUGUCUUUGGCGGUGGCGACGGACCGAGUUACUACAACGACGUCUAUGUGCUGGACACGGUCAACUUCCGGUGGUCCAAGCCCCUCAUUCUCGGGAAGGACUUCCCCUCAAAACGGCGGGCACACACAGCCUGUCUCUACAAGAACGGCAUCUACGUAUUCGGCGGAGGCGACGGUGUCCGCGCGCUCAAUGACAUAUGGCGGCUUGACGUGAGCGACAUCAACAAAAUGUCGUGGAAACUAAUAUCAGAGGGGUCACCGGGGCCAGACGAUCAGUCAUCUUCGUCAUCAGGAGGGAACGGGGCCGGAAGCGGCGGUGGGAAGGGCUCGGAGGUACGAGUAUCAGGAACGACCACUGGCGGCGGCGAUAUCCGGCCUAAGGCACGCGGCUAUCACACCGCCAACAUGGUGGGCUCCAAGCUGAUCAUCUAUGGUGGCUCCGACGGCGGUGAGUGCUUCAAUGACGUAUGGGUCUACGACGUCGACACGCACGUGUGGAAGGCCGUCCAGAUCCCCAUUACGUAUCGUCGGCUGUCGCACACGGCGACCAUUGUCGGCUCGUACCUCUUCGUCAUUGGCGGCCACGACGGAAACGAGUACUCCAACGAGGUCCUCCUCCUAAACCUUGUGACCAUGUCGUGGGACAAGAGGCGGGUCUACGGCCUACCACCCAGUGGUAGGGGAUAUCACGGCGCGGUACUCUAUGAUAGUCGCUUGCUGGUCAUUGGCGGGUUUGAUGGUGCCGAGGUCUUUGGUGACGUGUGGCUUCUCGAGCUGGCUGUCCAUGCUUAUUAUUCGCAGAUCAGCCAUUUCACGAUUGAGGUUUAGACUUGGUGCGUGGCAUUAAAGGGGUAUUGGAAGGGUGUGGCUUCGUUUGUUAGCGCAUUGCAGUUUUACAGUCCAUAAGCAAAAGCAUUUGAAGGUUAACCAGGUGCUUACAGUACAUCCUUCUUCUGCUUCGAACGGGAUUCUCUUAUGUCAAAUUCGGAUGCGAUUUUAACCUGUGUCAGAAAGGGAGGCAAGGACGUUUGUAGACAGGCCAUCAGCAAGGCCAUCCGCCAUUGAUGAAGGCUAUUUGAUUUCUCAUUCCUUUGAGACACCAAUUUUGAAUGUGCGAAUGAUAUGCCACCACUUACUUAACCUGUUGUAUCUCUUCUUUUCUCGAACACGGACAACAAUCAAAGCGAUCCGCAUUUUGCAACUAGCAGGCGGACCGUUAAGUGUAAAGCAACACAUUCAGUUUUCCAUAGGUACACAUUAGAGACAGG